AGCAGCGACAGACAGCUCUAGGGCGCAACGCUGAGCGCGCGGCGGACUUCGGGGAGACUUUCUGUUGUCGCUGCCAGUCAUCGUCGUCAUGGGAGACGAAACGGGCGGUCGCGUGGCUCGUAUUCCGCCCCAAGUCUUGCCCUUCGGGCUCUUUUUUCCCGUGGUUCUUUUAGUGGUGGGUUGGUACUGCUGCUGCUGCUGCUGCUGCUGCUGCUCUGCGGUCCAGAGCUAUAAGUGCGCUCGCUCACCUUGACCGAUGAUGGAUGGAUAUGGAUAAAAGUGCCGUGCAGCAGACCACCGACGCUCAACGCCAUUGAGCAACCAUUAUACACCAAUCUCAUACCCAUCGACCGGCAUCACCACCAGCCAUGGCGACGAUACCCUCCCCCGCCGCCCUCGCCGCCCUCGCCUCCACCCCCGUCGACGUCCCCAUCCCGCCCGCCGCGCUCUCCGCCGCGCUCUCCUCUCCGCCCUUUGCGCCCUCUUCCUCGUCGCCGUCGUCGUCGUCUCCCACUUCCUCCUCCAGCACCUCUGGCUACAUCCCCGGCGCCCUCAACCUCCGCGACCUCGGCGCCUACGCCCCCCUCCGCGGGGUCCUCCGCCCGCGCACCGUCUUCCGCUCCGGCACGCUUGACUACCUCGCCGCGCCGGCGCCCCCGCACGCGCGCCGCGCCCUGCUGCGCUCCCGGCUCGGCGUCUCGCGCGUCGUCGACUUUCGCCGCGCCGACGAGGUCAAGGUGGAGCCGCUGCCGCUGUCUCCGCCUGGUCGGCGCGGCGUGGAUGGUGACGGUGACGGUGACGGUGAUGGCGAUGAUGGCGGCGGCAGCGACGGAGCGGGCGUGACGCUCCUGUCGUGCCCGUACAUGGACGGCAGGGAGAAGCCGCGGCAGAUGGGACCCGCCGACUUUGUGGCGCGCGAGGGGGUGAGCCUGAGCGCGGGCUACGAUGUCAUGUACGACGCUGUGCUCAAGGGGUACACGACGGGGUUCAGGGCUGUGUUGGAGGCGUUGCGAACGGCGGGCGAGGGCGACGCUGUGCUAUUCCACUGCACGGCCGGCAAGGACCGCACCGGCGUCAUGGCCGCCCUCAUCCUCGACCUCAUGGGCGCCCCCGCCGACGUCAUCGCCGACGAGUACGCUCUCACCCGCAUCGGCACCGAGCCCUGGCGCGAGAAGCUGCUCCCCCUCGCCCUUCGCAGCUUCGGUGUUGGCGCCCCCACCGCGGCCCCGGAUCCCCGCGUCGUGAUGGGCGGUGGUGAUGCCGACAAGGACAAGCGGUACUCGGCCGACGAGGCGGCCGUGGCCAUCGAGGCGCCCGGCAUGAGGGAGAUGCUCGGCACGUACGCUGCCGUCAUGAAGCGCUUCGUCGAGCGUCUGCGCAGCGAGUAUGGAGGCGCCGAGGGGUACAUGAAGGACCAUCUAGGCUUCUCUGACGCGGACGUGGCCGAGAUCCGCAACAAUUUGCGCCCGACCGAGUAA
Molecule: messenger RNA, 1478 nt
Organism: Purpureocillium takamizusanense
Lineage: Eukaryota; Fungi; Ascomycota; Sordariomycetes; Hypocreales; Ophiocordycipitaceae
Exons: 2
Coding region: 369-1478 (369 amino acids)
Biological process (GO): dephosphorylation
Molecular function (GO): phosphoprotein phosphatase activity
Source: RefSeq, a predicted model, not a curated record